AUUAAUAUUAAUUGAUUUCUGUGUUCAUGAUUCGUCAAUUAUUGAUGGUGAUGGGUGGACAAGUUCCGUGCGCCUCUCUUCAUUCCAUCCAGUUUUCACCCAUCAAAUGCAACCAUAAUUCCAUUCUUCAUAUCUGCCACUAACAUUAUCCAGCUAAUUUUCCUGAAAAAGGAAAAGGGCAAAAAAAGGAGGGAGAGAGACACUCGCAAUAAAUCUAUAUUCCACCCCACAAAAAUAUAUAAAGGGACAAAGAAAAAAAAGGAAAAUCAAAGAUAAAUAAGCUCAAAUUACCCGCAGAAAAUUCAGCCGCGUAGCUAAUUCCAUUGAAUCUUCAUUAAUUUAUUCAUAUACUAUUUGGGCAUAAAAAUGGCAAGAAAAGGAGCAACAAUGCUAAACUUUCCUCGACUCCCAUAACUGCUUCUGACAAGAGUUGGAUUCCCUUUGUCAUCCCAAACUCCUCCUAUAUUUCGCCGGAUUUUCUACAAAUCCUUCCAAAAAAUAUAUCAGGGAACUAAGAGAUGCCUAUAAUUUCAUGAAAGGCUUUCCAGUAAUCUGCAUUUUAGCUAUAUUUUCUUUCUGUUACUUUUCCCUUUUCCCCGGCUCCAAAUGGAGAUUCUAUUGCCCGGGAUGCGAUCAAAGAAUCAUCCACCCGCAUACAAUCAUCCAUCCUUCCCACCAUCGGUUGGUCAAUAUUCCACGGGAAGACAAAACCAACAUCUCCCACAUUCUUUUCGGCAUUGGCGGCACCGCCAGCAUGUGGAGCCGGCGACGCCACUACUGUGAGCUCUGGUGGAAACCCAAUGUAACUCGCGGCUUCGUCUGGCUCGACAACGAACCGGCGCUGGGAGACGAGCCUUGGCCUCAAACGUCGCCUCCCUAUAAAGUAUCGGCUGACACGGCCCGGUUUAAGUACACAAGCUGGUAUGGCUCCAGGUCCGCCGUCCGCAUCGCGCGUAUUGUGAAGGAGAAUUUCCAGCUUGGAUUGGACAAUGUAAGGUGGUUUGUGAUGGGAGAUGACGACACAGUUUUCUUCACCGAGAAUUUGGUGAAUGUGCUGAAUAAAUAUGAUUAUAAACAGAUGUAUUAUAUUGGCGGAAUUUCGGAGAGUGUUGAACAAGAUGUGGAGCAUUCUUAUACCAUGGGUUACGGCGGCGCUGGAUUUGCCAUUACAUUACCGGCGGAGCUGGUCAGGAUUUUGGAUGGGUGCAUUGAUCGGUAUGCGGAGUUAUACGGGUCGGAUCAGAAGAUUGGGGGUUGCAUGAGUGAGAUUGGGGUGCCUAUUACCAAAGAACUUGGUUUUCAUCAGUUGGAUAUACGAGGAAGCCCAUACGGCCUACUUUCAGCUCAUCCAUUAGCCCCUCUAGUCUCACUACACCAUCUAGACUACCUCCAACCCUUGUUUCCAGGCAUGGACAGGGUUGCCUCCAUCAGGAAGCUAAUGAACGCCUACAAAUACGACUCCGGCCGAGCAUUACAGCAGAGUUUCUGCUAUGACCUUACCCGGAACUGGUCCGUUUCUGUAUCCUGGGGCUACACCGUGCAACUGUACCCGUUUUUGGUGAGAGCAAAAGAUCUCAACACCCCGUUGCAGACAUUUCUAACGUGGAGGACUUGGAGUCAGGAGCCAUUCACGUUUAAUACCCGGGUCCUGAGAAUGGAGCCCUGUGAAAGACCCGUCAUAUUUUACUUUGACGGCGCUCAGGAGCUUGGAAAUGGGAAUACGGUGACCUGGUACAGGAGGCCUCAGUCUAUGCAAUGGAAGCAGUGUGACAGGAAUAACUUUGCGGCUGCUUAUAUGGUGAAGAGCUUCAAUGUCUCUGCUACCUAUCUUAAUUCUCGAUUAUGGACCAAGGCACCACGUAGACAGUGCUGUGAGAUAAUGGGUGGCUCAGACCACCAAGACGGCCAUGUACGAGUCAGGAUUAGAGGCUGCAAUCGAUGGGAAUCAGUAACACCUCCAUAGACGACGCUGUGAAAUUAUUACAAGAAAGAUUUUACCACUAAUUGGGAAUAUUUCGAUGUUUUCUGUCACCAAAGUUUGGCAUGACUGGUGGCUAGGUACAACAACUGAAUGCAGAAGGUGCUUCGUCAGGAUGCUUAUGGUGGCUGCAGUAGUCAACGGAACCUUAGUUUGAAUCUUUGAAUUUACGUUGGAAAGGAAAAGGAGAUAUAUAAGAUGCAAUGAUAAUACAGUAGACGCUAUCAUAUCUAUUUGUUUUAGAGUUUGUUUUUUUUUAUAAUGUAAUAACCAAAUGAAAAUA
Messenger RNA from Sesamum indicum (sesame), 2261 nucleotides. Its product is annotated as glycosyltransferase (DUF604). The record is from RefSeq and is a predicted model, not a curated record. NCBI's taxonomy places the organism in Eukaryota, Viridiplantae, Streptophyta, Magnoliopsida, Lamiales, Pedaliaceae.